This is a messenger RNA of Tuber melanosporum (Perigord truffle), 1478 nucleotides long. RefSeq lists its product as uncharacterized. The coding region runs from base 84 to 1229 and encodes 381 amino acids. NCBI's taxonomy places the organism in Eukaryota, Fungi, Ascomycota, Pezizomycetes, Pezizales, Tuberaceae. The record is from RefSeq and is a predicted model, not a curated record. Gene Ontology annotation, cellular component: cytoplasm. The transcript is spliced from 5 exons. Gene Ontology annotation, molecular function: 2-oxoglutarate-dependent dioxygenase activity.
AACGGCCCCUACAACACAGAAGAAAACAAUCUCGCAAUAUAACAUUCCAAAGCCCCGGGGCCUUCACUCAGAGUAUAUCCAUCAUGUCUACCACUAUCACCACCACUUUGCCCAUCACCGAGACCCUGCCCAGCGUUCUCACAGUCAAAGACGAGUCCACUCGCAACAAGUUCCCCACUCCUCCCAAGUACACCGGCGCUCUCGACAAGUACGAGAAAUUCGAUGUCACUCGCGUCGUUGGUACCGAGUUCAAGCAAGGUAUCCAAUUGGCAGAGCUUCUCAAGGCUCCCAACUCCGAUGAUCUGAUCCGCGAUUUGGCCAUCCUCGUGGCCCAGCGUGGUGUUGUCUUCCUCCGCGCGCAGGAGAUCUCCCUUCAGGAGCAGAAGGAACUUACUCAGAAGUUGGGCGCUUUGAGCGGAAAGCCUGACAGCAGUGGGCUCCAUACCCACCCACUCACCCGCGAGUUCUCUGAACUCGGCGAUGAAGUCACGGUCAUUAGCACCGAAGGAAAGAAGGGUCUUAACCGCAGACUCCGCCCGUCCUACAAGGAUGAGCGAUCCGGCCUCGCCAGCUCAGGGUGGCAUAUGGAGAUCACUUUCGAAGAGAUUCCAAGUGACUACUCCGUCUUGAAGAUGACCACCCUCCCAGAGACUGGCGGAGACACCCUUUGGGCUUCCGCGUAUGAGGCUUACGACCGCCUCUCCCCCUCGUUCCGCCAGAUACUUGAGGGCUUGACUGCCACUCAUGACUCCCCCAGAUUUGCUGAGGUGGCUGCCCGUGAUGGCUUCCAGCUCAGAACCGACCGCGGUUCUCCCCAUAACGCUGGUCUCGAUUUGGUUGCUGUUCAUCCCGUUAUUCGCACCAACCCCGUUACCGGAUGGAAGGGCCUCUUCGUCAAUAGGGGGUUCACCCGCCGCAUCAAUGAGCUCACCAAGGAUGAGUCCGACUAUAUGCUUGACUUCCUUUUCAAGCACGUCAGCGAGAACCACGAUCUCCAGUGCCGUUUGAAAUGGAUGGCAUACGAAAACAAGAACGCCCAUGAUGUCGCUAUCUGGGAUAAUCGCAGUGCUUUCCACACUGCCACAGAUGACUACUUCGACUUUGGUGGUAUCCGCAGAGGGACCAUGUUCGUUUCCCUGGGGGAGAAGCCCUACUUUGACCCCAACAGCAAAUCCCGCCGCGUGGAUUUGGGUCUUGGUCCCUUCUCCGGCCAAUUCGAAUGGCUAUAGACCUUGGAACUUGCGGAGCUAGCCCCCCUGCACAGGAGAGAAAAUAGCGCUCAUGGCCCACUGAUUCGUUACGAUUUCUUUUUUUUUUUUUGGAUUGUUUUUUUCUUUUCUUUCUUUUUUCUUUUGCAAUAUUGGGAAUGGGAGUGCAUUGGGGGGUUUUGGCUUUCCUUUUUGAAUGUUUUAAGUGUUUUAAAUGUUUUAAAUACUUUGAAUGAUUGCUUGGCGAAUAUGUAUUGGGAUUAUCAUGAA